This is a messenger RNA of Colletotrichum orchidophilum, 1140 nucleotides long. Its product is annotated as TPR domain-containing protein. Gene Ontology annotation, molecular function: protein binding. NCBI's taxonomy places the organism in Eukaryota, Fungi, Ascomycota, Sordariomycetes, Glomerellales, Glomerellaceae. The record is from RefSeq and is a predicted model, not a curated record. The coding region runs from base 1 to 1140 and encodes 379 amino acids. The transcript has a single exon.
AUGGCGCCAACUCGCCCCAACAAAAAGUCAAAAAAGAGAACGCAAAAGAAGCCCGCCAGCCCGGCACUUCAGCUCGUCGAGGCCGCCACAAAACUGACAGAAGGCGACUUGGAGAAUGCCUAUUCAGCUGGGAAGGAAGCCCUUGAUGUCACGGGUGAGGGGGGCGACUAUGAGCUGGCGGCGUUGAAUCUCCUGGGACAAAUCAGUGUCGAAAUGGGCGAGGUUGACGAGGCGACAGCGUACUUCCUACGAGCCGUCGAGCUCGAUCCCGAAGGCGCCCUCGACGAGCGCAUAGGCGGCGGACCGGAAAAGUUCCUCUGGCUCGCGCAGCUCAGCGAGGAGGGCGGGCAGGACAGCGUCAAUUGGUUCGACAAGGGCGCGCAGUCGCUCAGGGGCCAGAUCCAGGCCCUCGUGGACCUGCCCAAGAGGAACGCCGACCAGGAGACGGCGCUCGAGGAGAAGAAGCAGAAGCUCGGAGGGACGCUGUGCGCCGUUGCGGAGGUGUACAUGACAGACCUGUCGUGGGAGGCGGACGCGGAGCAGAGGUGCGAGGCGCUCGUCACCGAGGCCGGACUCGUUGCGCCGGAUUCGGCGGAGACGUGGCAGACGGUGGCGAACGUGAGGAUAUCGCAAGAGAAGAUUGACGAGGCCAAGGCCGCGCUGGCAAGGAGUCUGGAGCUGUGGGUUAAUCUGCCGCCGUUGGAUCCCAAUGUGCCGGCUUUCCCCACGCGGAUCAGCCUGGUGCGGCUGCUUCUCGAGGUGGAGAUGGAACAGGAGGCCAUCGAGGUUCUGGAGAGGCUGGUUGGCGAUGACGAUCAAAGUGUCGAGGCGUGGUAUCUCGGCGGGUGGGCUUUGUUCAUUGCCGGCGAGAAGGUCAAGGCCAAGGGUGAGGCCCAGCUGAGCGAGGACGAGGAGGACUGGAAGACUACGUGGGAUACGGCCCGGCGAUGGUUGAUGCGCUGCUUGAAGCUCUACGAGGCUCAGGAGUACGAGGACGAGAGACUGGGCGAGCACGCCAAGGAGCUAUUUGGCUCCAUCAACAAGGAGCUCGGCGACACACCGGCCGGGGCAGAGGAUGAGGAGUACGAUGAUGGAUGGGAGGAUGCUGGCAGUGAUGAUGGCGAGGCGAUGGAAGAGUAA